Molecule: messenger RNA, 2185 nt
Organism: Capsella rubella
Lineage: Eukaryota; Viridiplantae; Streptophyta; Magnoliopsida; Brassicales; Brassicaceae
Product: arginine--tRNA ligase, chloroplastic/mitochondrial
Exons: 18
Coding region: 28-1986 (652 amino acids)
Biological process (GO): arginyl-tRNA aminoacylation
Cellular component (GO): cytoplasm
Molecular function (GO): arginine-tRNA ligase activity; ATP binding
Source: RefSeq, a predicted model, not a curated record
UAAAGGUGAAGAAGAGAGAGAGGAGCAAUGGCAAUAAGUCUAACCCUUUUUCCGGUUACAGCAACAGCACCGCCGUCUUCUCUCUUCUCCAUCAAUCGUUUUUCUCGUUCCCAUCAUCACUUCUCUUAUUUCUCUUCGUCUUCUCCGACUGAAAAAUUGAGAGCAACGGCUUGGAGAUUUGCUUUCGCUACCAGAGCUAAGUCCGUGGCAACCAUGGCUGCUAAUGAGGAAUGUACGGGAAAUCUAAAACGCCAACUCGCAAAGCUGUUUGAUGUGGCUCUAAAAUUAACAGUUCCUGAUGAACCUAGUGUUGAGCCUUUGGUGGCUGCCUCCGAUGCUGGAAAAUUUGGAGAUUACCAAUGUAACAAUGCAAUGGGUCUAUGGUCCAUAAUUAAAGGAAAGGGUACUCCGUUCAAGGGUCCUCCAGCUGUUGGACAGGCCCUCGUUAAGAGUCUCCCUACUUCUGAGAUGGUGGAAUCAUGCUCUGUAGCUGGACCUGGAUUUAUUAAUGUUAUACUAUCACCUAAGUGGAUGGCUAAGAGUAUUGAAAAUAUGCUUAUCGAUGGAGUUGACACAUGGGCACCUACUCUUUCGGUUAAGAGAGCUGUAGUUGAUUUUUCCUCUCCCAACAUUGCAAAAGAAAUGCAUGUUGGUCAUCUAAGAUCAACUAUCAUCGGUGACACAAUAGCUCGAAUGCUCGAGUACUCAAAGGUUGAAGUUCUACGCAGAAACCAUGUUGGUGACUGGGGAACACAGUUUGGCAUGCUAAUUGAGUACCUCUUUGAGAAAUUUCCUGAUACAGAUAGUGUGACUGAGACAGCAAUUGGAGAUCUUCAGGUGUUCUACAAGGCAUCAAAACAUAAAUUUGAUCUGGAUGAGGAAUUUAAGGAAAAAGCACAACAGGCUGUGGUCCGUCUUCAGGGUGGAGAUCCUGUUUACCGUAAGGCUUGGGCUAAGAUUUGUGAAAUCAGCCGAACUGAGUUUGCCAAGGUUUAUCAACGCCUUCGAGUUGAGCUUGAAGAAAAGGGAGAAAGCUUUUACAACCCUCAUAUUCCUAAAGUAAUUGAAGAGUUGAAUACCAAGGGGUUGGUUGAAGAAAGCGAAGGUGCUCGUGUCAUUUUCCUCGAAGGAUUUAACAUCCCACUCAUGGUUGUAAAGAGUGAUGGUGGUUUUAACUAUGCCUCUACAGAUCUUACUGCUCUUUGGUACCGGCUCAAUGAAGAGAAAGCUGAGUGGAUUAUAUAUGUGACCGAUGUUGGCCAGCAGCAGCACUUUAAUAUGUUCUUCAAAGCUGCUAGAAAAGCAGGUUGGCUUCCAGAAAAUGAUAAAACUUACCCUAGAGUUAACCAUGUUGGUUUCGGUCUCGUCCUUGGGGAAGAUGGCAAGCGAUUUAGAACUCGGGCAACAGACGUAGUCCGCCUAGUUGAUUUGCUAGAUGAGGCCAAGACUCGCAGUAAAAUUGCCCUUGUUGAGCAUGGUAAGGACAAAGAAUGGACACCCGAGGAGCUGGACCAAACAGCUGAGGCAAUUGGCUAUGGUGCCGUGAAGUAUGCUGACCUGAAGAACAACAGAUUGACAAAUUAUACUUUCAGCUUUGAUCAAAUGCUUAAUGAUAAGGGAAAUACAGCUGUUUACCUUCUUUACGCCCAUGCUCGGAUCUGUUCAAUCAUCAGAAAGUCUGGCAAAGAUAUAGAAGAGCUGAAAAAGACAGGAAAGCUAGCAUUGGAUCAUCCAGAUGAGCGAGCACUGGGGCUUCAUUUGCUUCGAUUUGCUGAGACGGUUGAGGAAGCUUGCACCAACUUGUUACCAAGCGUACUAUGCGAGUACCUCUAUAGUUUAUCUGACCAUUACACCAGAUUCUAUUCCAAUUGUCAGGUCAAUGGUUCACCUGAGGAGACGAGUCGUCUCUUACUCUGUGAAGCAACAGCCAUAGUCAUGCGGAAAUGCUUCCACCUUCUUGGAAUCACCCCUGUUUACAAGAUUUGAUGCAUCAUGUCACACAAUUUAAACGACUCAAACGAUGAAAGGGUUUUAAUCCGUUUGGACAAUUUUCUGCAGAAUUAGUGAAAAGGUGUUCUUCAGCCCUAAAUCCUCACUUUUCUCAUUUAGUUUGGGCAACAUGUAUACAAAGUUAAACUGAACCCAGAAGGUUGUUUUGUCAUGUCAUUGAACUGAUUUUGUUGAA